This is a messenger RNA of Melospiza melodia melodia, 4627 nucleotides long. RefSeq names its product collagen like tail subunit of asymmetric acetylcholinesterase (gene COLQ). Lineage: Eukaryota; Metazoa; Chordata; Aves; Passeriformes; Passerellidae. Gene Ontology annotation, biological process: extracellular matrix organization. The transcript has 18 exons. Gene Ontology annotation, molecular function: extracellular matrix structural constituent conferring tensile strength. The record is from RefSeq and is a predicted model, not a curated record. Bases 97 to 1527 code for a protein of 476 amino acids.
CAGAGAGCAGGCAAGGCAGAGAGGGAGAGAGGGGAGAGAGAGAGCCCCAAAGCAGCCUUGUGCCUCUGAGCUGGGAUCUGCCAGGGCACAGCCAGCAUGUUGGUCCUCAGCCCGCUUUUCCCGGGAUCUUACCUGCUGCUUUUCUUCUGCUUUGCUUUGCCUCAGACUGCGUACGCUGACAAUGUCUUCUCAUUUUCAGCAGAUCUGCCUUGUUUGGAACAGAAGAAGCAGCACUGCAGAGCACGCUGCCUCCUUGGCCCUCCUCCACCGCCCCUGCUCCCACCACCGUACUUCAGGCACAGCUGGAGCACUAAGCUGGAUAUGGAAGAGCUGUGCCAUGAGCUCCAGAUAAUACAGGCUUCCACUCUGCCUGAAUUGCACUGCUCUGCAGGGCCUCCUGGCCCCCAGGGUCCACAAGGAAUUCCUGGUAUAAUGGGACCAAAAGGGGAGAAAGGGGAGAUUGGCAGGCCUGGAAGAAAGACCAGGUCCCCCGGGUGUCCCUGGGAUGCCAGGACCAGUAGGAUGGCCUGGACCUGUGGGACAGAAGUCUUGUCUGAACUUCUGCAGAGCAGCAGCCAAUGGGAAAAUCCUCUCCAUUUCUGGGACAGUGAAGGCCAAAGGAGAGGUGAAAAGGGAGAGUUGGGUGUGAUGGGAUUGCCAGGUACAAGAGGACCAAUGGGCUCCAAGGGUUUUCCUGGAACUAGAGGAGAAAAGGGAUCCAGAGGUGACAGAGGCGACAAAGGAGUCAAAGGAGACCCGGGAGAAAUAGGCUUCCCUGGAAUGCUGGGACAAAAAGGAGAGAUGGGCCCCAAGGGACAGUCUGGAGUACCAGGACACAGAGGACCUAUAGGAAGACCUGGAAAACGAGGCAAACAAGGACUCAAGGGGGACAUUGGACCCGCGGGUGUCAUGGGCCCACCUGGCAGGCCUGGCCCUGUUGGCCAGCCAGGCCCCCCUGGGCCCUCAGGACUAGGACAAUUUGCAAUAGGACCAAAGGGAGAAAGAGGACUUCCAGGGCCUCCAGGGAGAUGUCUCUGCAGAACCCCACAGCAAAUGAGUAACCCAUCGUAUGAGCAAUCUGUGUUUGGACACAGCUACCCCAAGGUUCCCGCGAUUUUUGUGGUGAACAAUCAAGAAGAAUUGGAUCGGUUAAACACCGAGAACGCAUUAGCAUUUAGAAGAGAUCAGAGAUCUUUGUAUUUCAAAGAUACCUUUGGAUGGCUCCCAGUCCAGCUCUCCCCUCUGUACCCCAUGGAUUACCGCCUGGAGGAGGGGGGCACCUGUGGAGAUGGCAUCGUGCAGGAUGGGGAGGAGUGCGACGACGGCAACGCGGUGGUGAACGAUGACUGCAUAAGGUGCCGCCGUGCUUACUGUGGAGAUGGCUACAAGCAUGAGGGGGUUGAAGACUGUGAUGGGAUGGAUUUUGGAUACUUGACAUGUAGAACAUACCUUCCUGGGUCUUACGGGAAACUGCGCUGCACUCCUUACUGCUACAUUGACUCCACACAGUGCCGGUACUUCACAUGAGGGAGCAGAGGUGGGCAGCAUCCCCCGCCUAGGGGUGCUAGGUGCUACACUAUCACCUAUCCAAGAAGGACUGGGACAAAAAAAACUCCCACCCACCUCUGGGAAAACAAGCAAAGACACAUCAUGCUGCUGAUGGCCAUUCUGAGAUUUUUUUUUUUCAAUAUAGAUUUGUCAGAUAGGGGAAAAUAGGACCACUGCAUCCUGUCUUAAUAGAGAAAUAAAUGUCAAGCUGUGUGUGCCAGUGAGACUUCCAUGCAGCUGUGGAUGGCUCUCCAUCACAAAAGCAACAUUAAACUACUGGAAGCUGAGUUUCAUUAACCAGGAAUGCCAUGUAACAAUUACCUCGACUUAGCACUGUUAAACCAAAUGUAAUCUCUUCAGGGGUUUUGUCUUUAACCCUUCUCUGCAUAAACACAAAGCAUAUCUUGGAUGCGGUGUUGAGAGGGACUUUCUCUUUCAUUACAAUGUGAACUUAGCAAAUGUUGCAUCCACUAGAGAUGACUUCAGCAACUCUAAGGUUACCAAUGCUCCUUCAUUGGUCAAAGGAGUUGAAGUUCUUUCAGAAUCAGCAAAUCAGUCAAAUAAGCUGGUUAACAUCACCUUCAGGCGAAGGCGCUGUCUGUGUGUGUCUGUGCACUACAAGCAGUCACAGGAGACUGGCAAAACACACCACAAAAGGACAAACUGGACAAAAAAGCUGUGAAAUAGCCAAGAAGUUCUCUCCCAGGAGAAAAUCAGACAAGGAGGGAAGAUAAAGAAGUAACAUAUUUCUGUAUUUUUCUCCUCUGUGCUGAGCUGGCUGGGCUCUGCCUGACCCCAAGGGGCCGGGAUAGCAUCAGUUCCCUGCCCACAGCCAUGUACACAUUGCCUUCUCUCUGGUGUCCACACUGGAAGGUCUUGGCAUUUGCAACCCCUUGUCCACCCAGCCAUCACCACUCAAUUCCCAGUUUUCCCCUGUGCUCCCUCCCCCUGUGCCACUGGCUGUUGCCUCAGUGUGUGUGCUCACUUUUGUAUUGCUGUAAGUCAGACUGCAGAGUAGCACGUCCAUGGAUACUGUGCAAUGAACACGUGGGUUUUUGUUUUUUGGGAAGGUCUCUCAACUAUAUCAGCUCUGGUUGGAGUCAGGGUAAUUAUAUACUUAUUUAUUAGCAAGUAGUAAACAGCAAAUUUCACAUUUCAUAUUAAAUGUCAUGUGACAAAGAGUCUAUAACAGAAAAUGAAACCGACAAUGUGCAGAAUUCAGGACUAAAAGCCUUAAAAUUAGGCAUUAUUUUCAUACAAGCCACUCUUUCCUGCUUUGUGGUAAAUGUUGUACAGGACUGUGUGAAAUGUGUGAGUUAUCUGUGCCAGUGACAUCACGGCAACAGCUGCAGCGACACUGGCACAUCUGUAGAGGUUAAAUAAAGGUGGAUCUUGUGUUAUAAUUAUAAUGCAUUACAGCAAUUAAGAAACACAUGCAACUUUUACCACCUGCCUAGAAGACUUUAACUAUGCAUGUAUUAAGUGAUAUUGGAAAUCACCAAUUAGCAACAAAACAAGAAAGAAAAUUUGUGUACUCUUCAUGAUUAUCACUCACCUGGGCUAUUUAUGUUGCUAUGAAGUCAAGUCACCAGCAUUUGUAGCCCAGUUCAACAGUUUAAUUUUUUUUUUUUCUUCUUAACUGAGGUCUUAAUAAAAGGUCCAGGAACCACUGGGACAAGAAAAUUGCCACAAACUCUGGAAAUCAGGGCACUAGCACAGCUGCCUUUUAAAUUUCCUGUGUUAGAGCAAGCAGCAGGUUCCAGCAGCAUCACACCACAAGGAGCAAGUUAUGGUUGUUGGGAGGCUGUCGAGGACAAACACACUGCCAGCAGCGCAUCCCUCUGGGUGAAACCCUGGCAGAAUCUGCUGGUGUUGCCAUCCUGGGAUGGAGGCACUCCAUCUGAACUGCUCACCUUCUCCAAGGAGCUAAUCUCAACCCCCCAAAAGGCUGGAGUCUCUGAGAAGUUGGUCAUUCCAGUGGCCUUUCGCCUUCAGUUUUCAGUUGGAUCGUUUUUCAUUAAAAGCUCCUACCUCCAAGGGACAUUGAAAUAACAAAGCUAUGUGCAUGCAUCAUAGAAAAUGUAAACAGGAGAUGUGGUCACCCAGGUGAAAUACUGUGCUGCUUAUGUUCAGAAAGAGGCUAUCAGCCUGGUCAGUCUGGGAACACUUGCACAGCAUGGAUUUUAAAUGGACAAAGCAAUGUGAAAUAUAAGAAAACAUAAAAAAGUUUCAUACUAUCAUUACUGUCUUGCUCCCCUCAGAAGAUAAGGCAUGAGAAAGACAUAAAGUAUAUAUGAUUUAACAUGCUGCAAAAUAAAUCCUUUGCCCUCAUUACUGACAUACCUGAUUUAUCAUCAAUUGGGUAUUCUUCAGCUGGGUGAUGCCUGGUCUGCUGCAAAUUGUCUUCCCUCCUUCUCUGAGUUUGGGAACUUAAAACAUUGUGCCAAGACUGGUUCAAAAGUUAAUUGGAACAUUUCAGUUCAUUGGACUUUUGUAGCAGCAUACACUUUUGGGAGAGUUUUCUAAUGAUUAGUAUGCAACUCUAGGCAAGUACAAAGCAUUAUGCCAUGCACUGUAUUAAUGUAUACCAAAAAAUCUGGCUUGCACUUAAUAUGUGAUUAAAUAUAUGUAAUUGCCUACUGCAUAUAUUAGCAGCUCAUGUCAAUAAAUCAUGCUACCUUAGUUCCCCUAUGUCCUUACUUUCACUUAUUUAAUUUUGGGUUUAACAGCACGGUUUUAAAGUAUAAUUACCUAGUUUAAGAUGCUGAGGAGGGAAAAAGCACCUCUUUUCCCCUGCCUGCUGCCUCUCCCUGCCUGCCGUAGGAUCUGGUUCUGUGUGGGCACAGUGACAGUGCAUCCAGUACUGUGACAGUGGGCACAGCCUGGGAGUGUGACUGUGCAUCCCUGCUCCUGGGCUUGCCACUGCAUCAUCCCCAAACUGACCCCUGCAAAACUCCAUGGGCAGAACAGCUCCACUUCCACUGAUUUCUGAUUGGAAUCUGUAAUUUACUUGGUUUAAUAAGGCUUUGGGCUGUGUUUUGGGGGAUUAUCUGCUCCUGCACCAGAUAAUGUAUGUACU